AUAAAACAGUAAGGAGCCGAUUCACGUGCCAGUAUGUGUGUAGUUUCAAUUUGAUUGAGGAGACAUUGGGGUCGUUAAAUAUAAUUCAAUUGAAAUCGGCCCACCCUUAUCAUGGGGAGAAUCAUUUCACUCAGCGCGGUAAUCCUCUGCUGCGUCCUACUAGCACGAGCGGAACCUCCAGUUACCAGCUACUCCAUUACCGGGGAUAACAAUGGAUACGAAUAUAAUAGCAACAUCAUCAAUGGGGCCUAUAUAACAGGCAAAGAAGGUCACAGAGAAACUGCAGACUUUUACAGUGGAGGGAAUAAUGGACACUCAUUGACCACCAGCAGGAGCCAAGGAAAUCUCGAAGAAAGUUUAAGAAGCAACUCUUACGCGUUUUCUCCAACUUCUCAUAAUACUGGCUACUCAGAGUACUCUGGUAGCACUCGAGACAAUAUUGCUAGCAGCCCCUAUCUCGUUAGCAAUCCAGCUCAGUCCAAUUAUGAAACUUACACUAGCAGCAGCGUUAAUGGUGAUUCAAAUUUUGAGAGUUAUACUCAGGGCACCGAUCAGGCGAGUUCGGAUUUCAAUCAAUUCUCCAGCAAGCCAAAGACUUCUACCUUCAUGAGAUUUGCUGAUAGUCUUCCUGGUGCUUCUAGUACAGUUGGUUACUCUGAAUUAGGUGCUGAGGGUUCCUCCUUCAAAGAAUAUUCUGGUGAUUCCUUUAGAGGUCACACUUCACAGAGAGGAUACAUGGAUGGUGAUCAAGUCUUCCAUAGAGAGCCUUCGAGCUCUUACAAUAGCCCUAGUCAUGAUUAUUCCUACAGCCAACAAAAGGAUGGUAUGUUUGGAAUGGGCGGAGGUAGUAAAUACGUGAAUGACAUAUAUCCAUUCCACUCUGACACACGUUAUGUAAGAGGAAAUCAUGGAGCCAUGGGGUCACCUGUAUAUGUAUCAAGCUCUGCGCACAGCCCCUUCAGUGGUAUGAGAGGAAGCUCUGGUCCUUACGGUUCAGGAAAAUAUAGUAAAUAUAACAAGUACAUGGGUGAAUAUACACCUGGUGGAGGUUUGAAUUAUCUUUCCAAAGAUCAAGAUAUUGAUUACUUGCUCAGCCAUUAUGGUAAAGGCAGUGGAAAACUGGUACCGUUCAAAGAAACCAGACCAAGCAGUUAUGGUAGCCAAUCUUAUGUUGCAGGACCUUCUUAUCUUAAUAAAAUCAUUGGAAUUCAUAAAAGCAAACCGAGUUAUAUGAGCUAUUCCAAUGGCUCUCCUGUUGGCUAUUCUUCAAUGUCUAAUUUACAUGGUAGUUUCAGUGGUAACAGCUAUAGUGAUAAUCCUUUGUUAAGAAGGUACCGAAGUAGUAAUUAUGUACCUGGACAUCCUAGCAUAUACUCUGGUUAUUAUUGAUGGUUUACGUGCGAUGAGUGUGAUGAUGACGUAUUAUGUUCUGUAUAUAUUUAUUGUAUGAGAUAUUUAAACUUAAUUAAAAACAUGAUUGUUAUGCGUUAUUUA
Molecule: messenger RNA, 1494 nt
Organism: Osmia bicornis bicornis
Lineage: Eukaryota; Metazoa; Arthropoda; Insecta; Hymenoptera; Megachilidae
Product: probable ATP-dependent RNA helicase ddx17
Exons: 3
Coding region: 112-1389 (425 amino acids)
Source: RefSeq, a predicted model, not a curated record